This is a messenger RNA of Rangifer tarandus platyrhynchus (Svalbard reindeer), 420 nucleotides long. The record is from the annotation of a GenBank genome assembly. Lineage: Eukaryota; Metazoa; Chordata; Mammalia; Artiodactyla; Cervidae.
AUGGCCGCGCAGCCGCCGCUCGUCAGCGCAGCCUCGCUCCUCUCUCGGCGCCGGGGAAGCGGCCUCGAGCUCGUGCCCGCUGCGCUCGCGAGCUGGGAGCCUAGGCGUCUGGCGCCCGCCGGUCAGCUGAGCGGCGUUCUGGCGGUGGGAGCGCGGGGAGGGCGCGAGCGCGGGCGCGGAGGGGAGGGCGCGCUCGCGAGGGGCGGGUGCGCGCGUUUCGGCUGUACGUGCGCGCGCGUCCAGCGGGCUCGGAGGGAGCACCGGAUGCUGGCGGGAUUCGUGCCAGCCCGGCGGUCGGGGCUGCGGCUCAAGGGCGACCCCACACACGCGCCUCCGGCUGCCAGCGAGAGGCAAAGCCGCAGAGGGGAUGCUUCCUAUCCUGAAUUUUUAAAAGAGAAAUGCAGCUUGGGGAAAGGUUAA